Molecule: messenger RNA, 1422 nt
Organism: Austrofundulus limnaeus
Lineage: Eukaryota; Metazoa; Chordata; Actinopteri; Cyprinodontiformes; Rivulidae
Product: recoverin
Exons: 3
Coding region: 212-790 (192 amino acids)
Molecular function (GO): calcium ion binding
Source: RefSeq, a predicted model, not a curated record
CAUUUGCAUCUACAGCUUGAUCUGCAGGAUAGGACCAACAUCAGAAGGAAAAUCCUUCAGCCGUAUCUCAGAAACAGUCUUUUGUUCACUGCUGUUGACAAAAUAGAGAAAAUCCUUCAGCUGAAGUUGUGUAACAACUGGCUCAAAAAUAGCCAAGGGACGCAAAGCCACAUCUUAAAAUAGCUCUCAAAGAUUACCAACACUACCAGUAAUGGGUAACAGCAAGAGUGGAGCUGUGUCCAAGGAGMUCCUCGAGGACCUGAAACUCAAUACCAAGUUCUCAGAGACUGAGAUAGUCCAGUGGUAUGAAAACUUUAAGAAGCAGUGUCCAACGGGUCGUAUCAGCAAAGAAGAGUUUCAAAACAUCUACAGCAAGUUCUUCCCUGAAAGCGAUGCCAAUACUUAUGCCCAACACGUCUUCCGUUCUUUUGACACUAAUGAUGACGGCACACUAGACUUCAAGGAGUACAUUAUUGCCCUCCACAUGACGUCAACAGGAAAGACCACAAGUAAGCUGGAAUGGGCCUUCUCGCUGUAUGAUGUGGACAAAAAUGGAUACAUCACCAAGUCAGAGGUCUCAGAAAUCUGCUUGGCAAUUUUUAAGCUGAUUCCAAAAGAUGAAGUGGGAGAUUUACCYGAGGAUGAAAACACACCUGAGAAGAGAACAGAUAAACUUUGGAAAAUCUUUCAGAAGGGCGAGAAUGAUCGAGUCGCUGAGGGAGAGUUCAUCCAAGUGCUGCUGGAAAACGAAGAAGCUCUUCAUCUGAUUCAGUACGAGCCUUCAAAAUAAAACGUCUCUCAGACCGAUCCUUCAUUCCCCCAGUUUCUGUCAUUCUGUUAGGACGGCGACUCCUGACAGUUUCCUGAAMACAGAUGAUUUAUACCCCAGAAUAAAUAAUGAAAUAUAUUCUCCUGCUUGCUUUUUCAUAACAUGUGUUCCCUGCACACGUGUAUUGUAGUGUGUAACAUUAAAGAAAGUGCUCAUGUAAAAAAAACAUCCAUAUCUACACUUAAACAAUCCUAAGAUUUCCAACAAAUGACCAUUAACUGCUUCCUGUUGAAACUUAAACACAUUCAAAUAAAAUGUGGAUGUUUUGUUUUCUGCAGAAGCAAUCACUAUUUUUGUACACAGACUGCAUUAAAUGAAGCACAUUCAUUUAUUCCUGACAGCAUGUAUUUAGUUUAGACGCUUUAAAAAGUGGUCAUAAAGAUCUGUUAUUCAUGAUAAAGUGUCCUGUGCAUUAGUUUAACUAUCAUCCUAUGAAACUCCUCACCUGUUUUUUGUUUGUUUUAUUCGGCAUAAUAAUUGGCUCAAUUUUACAUGUUUGAUGUUUAGUGAUGAAGGUGAAAAAGUAGGACAAGACCUGGAUUUCCUUUGUUAUAAAGUCUACAAACGUGAACAAUAAAGUUCUAACAAAUAAC